Messenger RNA from Amaranthus tricolor (Joseph's coat), 1849 nucleotides. RefSeq names its product WAT1-related protein At1g70260-like. Gene Ontology annotation, molecular function: transmembrane transporter activity. The record is from RefSeq and is a predicted model, not a curated record. Bases 332 to 1447 code for a protein of 371 amino acids. Gene Ontology annotation, cellular component: plasma membrane. The transcript is spliced from 8 exons. NCBI's taxonomy places the organism in Eukaryota, Viridiplantae, Streptophyta, Magnoliopsida, Caryophyllales, Amaranthaceae.
CCGAGUUGCUACUUCACGACCCCUAAAUACCCUCAUACCUUCAUGAAAGGGUAACCUAACUAUUUCUCUUCUAAUCUUUUCACCAAAAAAAACAAUAAAACAAAAACACUAUUUCUUCUCUUCCCUUUAAACUUUUUAAAAUUACCACCAUUUUUCUGUUCUACUAUAAAACGUCGACGUAUAGAACCAUUCCUCUUAAUUCCUCAAACCAAGGAAAAAUCAAAGAGAUAAAAGAAGUGUUUUCUUUUCUUUUAUCCUCUUAGCUUGCUUAAUUGAUCAUUGGAUCAAGAUCGAAGUUUUAAGAUUGAUUUUAUAGAAAGAAAUAAAUAGAAUGGAGAAGAGUGGAAUAAGUAGUGAAGGAAAGAUGUGGGAUAUAAUCCCAUUUAUAACAAUGUUUAUAAUAGAAGGAUGUACAAUUGCUUUAACAAUAACAGCAAAAUCUGCCAUGGCAAUUGGGAUGAGUCAGUUUGUAUUUGUGGCUUACUCUAAUGCUCUUUCUUCUAUUCUUCUUCUUCUUUAUUGUCUCUUCUAUCAUAGAGAUAGUAUGAAAAAGGUUUUCAAUGCGGAUCUUCUCACUCGAUUCUUCCUCCUUGGUCUUACUGGGAUAACAAUAGCUCAGAACCUUGCAUUUACGGGGUUACGUGACAGCUCACCAAUAGUUGUAUGUGCAAUGGGACUUUUACUUCCAUCCUUUCAGUUCUUCCUCAACCUUGUUCUCAGGAAAGCUCAGUUAAAGUUGAAGAACAAAAGCACUAGAAUCAAGAUUAUAGGAGUCCUAGUGUCUUUCAUUGGAGCAACUACAGUGGCCGUUUAUUUGGGCCCUUCUAUCCUUAAUGGGCCAAUUAUUGGGCCUAUAAGGUUCCGUCUUCAAGGGUCGUCUAAGCCUUUCUUCAUUUUUAUUUCUACCACUGAAGAAUGGAUGUUUGGCACCUUUUUACUUGCUUGUGCUACCUUCUUCAUUGCCAUUUGGAGUAUGAUCCAGGUUUCAACAUUCACAAGAUUCCCUGAUAUGAUGGUGAUAGUAACUUGCUAUACCAUCUUUGGAACAAUCCAAACUUUCUUUGUGGAUAUUAUUGCCAAUGGAGAUUUGAAUGCUUGGAAAUUAAAGUGGGAUUUGGAGCUUCUUAUCAUUGUCUUAACUGCCAUAUUUGGAACACUAGUUCGUAGCAGAAUCCAAGCAUGGAUCAUGGGUAUGAAGGGACCCAUGUACGUGGCCAUGUUUAAGCCCGCUGGGAUAUUUUGGGCCAACUUUUUUGGCGAAAGUUUCUUUGGCACUCUUUGUUACGGAAGUGUUAUAGGCACAAUUGUGGUAGGAGUGGGUUACUAUACAGUAUUGUGGGGAGUCAAGGAAGAAGCCAAAAAAGCUCAAGAAUAUUCUGUCAAACCUGCUUCAUCUGACAUCAAAACUCCUCUUUUGCAAAAUCAAAAUGGCGAUGAACAAGUGUGAACAAUAUUCCUGCAAAUAUUUCGCAGACUUAUCAAAUUAAGCAUGGAGGGAGAUAUAUGAAUCUUUUUUUCUUAUCUCUUAGUUGAGAUUGAAGAGAAGAUGAGACGAACUUCAGGCUAUUCCAAAAAUUUGUGAAUUUGUUAUUAAAUGUGUGAAUUAUUGAUCUUAUUGUAAAUAUGUGUUAUUAUUAUGAAGUGAUCUUCAAUUAGCCCGAUUUUUUGUGGGAAAUAUAUAUGUACGUAUGGUCGUCUAGGGAAGCAUGCAAAUUUAGUGUUCAUGAGUUGAGGGCUUGCUUAUUUAUUUGCUUCCCUCUUUCUUAGAACUCCAUCUAGUUGUAAUUUGAUCUUUUCUUCUUUUAUUAAUUACAAUGAAAGAAAAUAAAUAUUAUCCUUCGUUCUUUCA